Messenger RNA from Musca domestica (house fly), 10990 nucleotides. It is a transcript of the gene N, whose product is annotated as neurogenic locus Notch protein. The transcript has 10 exons. Lineage: Eukaryota; Metazoa; Arthropoda; Insecta; Diptera; Muscidae. Gene Ontology annotation, cellular component: plasma membrane; protein-containing complex. Gene Ontology annotation, molecular function: protein binding; calcium ion binding. The coding region runs from base 1336 to 9345 and encodes 2669 amino acids. Gene Ontology annotation, biological process: multicellular organism development; heterophilic cell-cell adhesion; regulation of developmental process. The record is from RefSeq and is a predicted model, not a curated record.
GAGAAAUAAUCCACAAUAAUCCAGGAACCAUCAACGUCCACGCAUGCACGAAGAACGCGGCGCGCACGAAUUGCAAAAAUAAAAACAACAACAAUAAACAGCGCAUCGAAUGAACGCUUGCGCCGUGCAGAAACUAUAAUUAAGGAAUUUGAAAUAGAAAAAACAAAACGAAAUAAUUAUUUAUUGUGGAUUAAAAAAGUAACGAAUAUUGGAAUAAAACAAAUCGAAAAAUAAGUGAAUAGUGAGAAAACGUGAACAUAAAAAAGGGAAAAUAUUUUCUUUCGAUUGUAAUUGACGGUUGAAAAUAAUUUUUUUGAAACGAAAUGAAAACAAAAAUGGUGUGAGAAACAACAAUAACAAAUAAACAAAACCGAAUGGAAAAUGUUAACAUCAAUUUGAAAUAAACAAAUUAUGUGAAGAAAUUGUUGUAAAUUUGUUGUUAAAGAAUAAAAGGAAUGAAAGCAAAGGCUGUUGGAAAUAAUUAAAGGAAAGAGAGUAGAGUACUGUGAACCACCGACCAAAGUGUGGAUUAGGCCGUUGUUUGUGUGCGACAGAGAGAGGGAAAGAGAGAGAGAGAGCGUGAGUGAUCAAUUUGUGCGAGAGAGGUGGCAAGGAGAACAAGAGUGACAUCGAGCACAAGAAAACCUGAAACCUGAAGAAUUGACCAUAAUUUCGAAAAAGUGGUUUAUAUUGUGCGCCGUCUUUUUGUUGUCGUCGUGUCGAAGAAUCUUUUGCGCUGUGCUCUUUGCUUACAACAAAAAAUAAUUGUCUUUAUUUUGUACUACAAUACAAUUUUGUUUGCCCGAGCGGCGGUGUGCGGAGUGUGAGAAAAAAAAUUACACAAAUUAAAGUGAACAGAAAAAAACAACAACCAGAAGAAAAAUAUAACUGCGACAAAGAAAACUUAAGAUAUGUGGCUAGCGACCACUUUUAAGGAACGACUUAAAGUCGUUUGAAAAUUUUCUGAUGUGAAUUGAAUGAAGGAAAAAAAUCUAGGAAUUGUGAAAAUACAAGGAUUGGCGAAACAUUUCCCACGGAACGGAAACAAAUAUGCUAAGAAAUUAAAGAAAUUGUGAAAAUAAAAAAAGAAAAACAAAGUGAAAAAAUAACCCAUUCGAAAAAGUUCCUUUUGUCCACAGCCAAUUUAGAAAAGAUAAACGCAGAAAUAAAAAUUGCAACAACGAAAAGGAAAAAAAUCAUUAAACUAACCUCAGCGUUCGAUCGUGGGUUAGUUUAAAGAUUCCAUUGGAUACAGAGCGGCGGCCUGCUACUCCUGUCUUGUUUCUUUUUUUCUUCUUUCACUCUACACCCAAGCAGCCACAAAACUGGAUUAUAAUGUGGCUACUGGUUAAAAACCACACCUUUGCAAAGUCUGAUAUAUUUUGGAUAAAAUAUUUAACAUUAUGGUGCCUGCUGAUACCCUCCCUGCUAAUACAAGGAAUUGCCGAAGCGGGUUCAUCAUGCCUGACGGAGGGCUGCCGAAACGGCGGGACAUGUAUAACGCAUAAAAAUGGUGUUUCAACUUGCAAUUGUAAUUCAAAAUAUGUCGGUGACUUUUGUGAAUAUCAAAAUCCUUGUCUGACGGGACCGGGACGCUGUCAAAAUGGCGGCACCUGCCAGGUCUCAUAUCGCAACGAAAGUCUGGGCAUUACUUGUAUCUGCCCAUUGGGUUUUGCCGAGUCGCUGUGUGAAAUAAAACUGCCCAAUGCCUGUGAUUCAUCACCCUGCCAGUAUGGCGGGACGUGUAAUCUCAAGACCCUGGAUGAUUACACGUGUGCUUGUGUCAAUGGUUUUACAGGCAAACAUUGCGAUACAAAGAAUAUCUGUGCAACAUCCCCGUGCCACAAUGGCGGUACGUGUACAUCCAUUCCGGGUGUGAGGAACUACAAGUGCAUUUGCCCUGCGGGAUUUAGUGGGCAAACGUGCAGCGAUGAUGUCGAAGAAUGCAACAAUAAUCCCUGUAAGCAUGGCGGAACCUGUGUCAAUACUCAUGGAUCAUAUCAGUGCAUGUGUCCAGCUGGUUAUACUGGUAAAAAUUGUGAAUCGAAAUAUGUUCCAUGCUCGCCGUCACCGUGUCAAAAUGGUGGCACAUGUCGAUCAAACGGUUUAACAUAUGAAUGCAAGUGUCCAGAAGGUUAUCAAGGCAAAAAUUGCGAACAAAAUAUUGAUGAUUGCCCUGGGCAUUUGUGUCAGAAUGGUGGCACCUGUAUUGAUGGCAUUAAUAGUUAUCGAUGUGCCUGCCCGCCCAAUUAUACCGGUGAAAACUGUGAAAAGGAUGUGGAUGAAUGUGCCAUAAGACCCUCCGUAUGCCAAAAUGGUGCUACUUGUACAAACACUCAGGGAUCAUACUCCUGUAUUUGCGUCAAUGGUUGGGCCGGUCCGGAUUGUAGCGAAAAUAUUGAUGAUUGUGUUGCUGCUGCCUGCCUAUACGGAGCCACUUGUAUCGAUGGCGUUGGUUCCUUCUAUUGUCGCUGCUCGCCUGGCAAAACGGGUCUCCUAUGUCAUUUAGACGAUGCAUGUACCUCAAACCCCUGUCAUUCGGAUGCUGUGUGCGAUACAAGUCCCAUUAAUGGGUCAUACACCUGUUCCUGUGCCACUGGCUACAAAGGGGUGGAUUGUUCCGAGGACAUUGAUGAAUGUGAUCAAGGAUCGCCAUGUGAGCACAACGGCGUUUGCGUCAACACCCCAGGCUCAUUUCGCUGCAACUGUUCGCAGGGCUUCACUGGACCACGUUGUGAAACGAAUAUCAAUGAAUGUGAAUCCCAUCCGUGUCAGAAUGAAGGUAGCUGUCUCGAUGAUCCUGGAACCUUCCGCUGUGUAUGCAUGCCUGGCUUCACUGGCACCCAGUGUGAAAUCGAUAUCAAUGAAUGUCAAUCGAAUCCCUGUCUCAAUGGUGGUGUUUGCCACGACAUGAUCAAUGGUUUCAAAUGUUCCUGUGCCAUGGGUUUCACUGGGUCCAGAUGUCAGAUAAACAUCGAUGAUUGCCAAUCUCAGCCAUGCCGUAAUGGUGGAAUAUGCCAUGAUUCCAUAGCUGGUUAUACCUGUGAAUGUCCGCCGGGCUAUACGGGGCUGUCGUGUGAAAUCAACAUCAACGAUUGUGAUUCGAAUCCCUGUCAUCGUGGCAAGUGCAUUGAUGGUGAUAAUCGUUUCACCUGCGUCUGUGAUCCUGGCUUCACGGGGUAUUUGUGCCAGACCCAAAUCAAUGAAUGCGAAUCGAAUCCCUGUCAAUAUGGCGGCCAUUGUGUGGAUCGUGUGGGCUCCUAUGUGUGCCACUGUCUGCCGGGAACAUCGGGCAAGGAUUGUGAAAUCAAUGUCAACGAAUGCCACAGCAAUCCGUGUAACAAUGGAGCCACCUGUAUCGAUGGCAUCAACAAAUACACCUGUCAAUGUGUGCCCGGUUUCACGGGUGUCCACUGUGAAAUAAACAUCAACGAAUGUGCCUCGAAUCCCUGUGCCAACAAUGGUGUCUGCAUGGAUUUGGUGAAUGGCUAUAAAUGUGAGUGCCCAAGGGGCUUCUACGAUUCGCGUUGCCUUAGCGAUGUGGACGAGUGUGCCUCGAAUCCCUGCAUUAAUGGAGGCCGUUGUGAAGAUGGCAUAAAUGAAUUUAUAUGCCACUGUCCUCCCGGCUAUGGUGGCAAACGUUGUGAAAUUGACAUCGAUGAGUGCUCCUCGAAUCCCUGCCAACAUGGUGGCUUCUGUGUCGACGAAUUGAAUGCCUUCAAGUGUCAAUGUAUGCCAGGUUAUACGGGCCUGAAAUGCGAGACAAAUAUCGAUGACUGCAUCAACAAUCCCUGUGCCAAUGGUGGCACCUGUAUCGACAAGGUUAAUGGCUAUAAAUGUGUCUGCAAAGUACCCUACACUGGAGUGGAUUGUGAGUCCAAGCUGGAUCCUUGUGCCACCAAUCGUUGCCGCAAUGAUGCCAAAUGUUCGCCAUCUCCGAAUUUUCUGGAUUUCUCCUGCCGCUGUAAAUUGGGCUACACGGGACGCUAUUGUGAUGAGGAUAUCGAUGAGUGUAAGCUGUCAACCCCGUGCCGUAAUGGUGCCACCUGCCACAAUGUUCCCGGAUCGUAUCGUUGCAUAUGUGCCAAGGGUUAUGAGGGCCAUGAUUGUGCCAUCAACACCGAUGACUGCGCCAUGUUCCCGUGUCAAAAUGGUGGCACCUGUUUGGAUGGCAUUGGUGAUUAUACCUGUCUGUGUGUGGACGGAUUCGAUGGCAAACACUGUGAGACGGACAUCAAUGAGUGUCUGAGUUUACCAUGUCAGAAUGGUGCAACUUGUCGCCAGUAUGUCAACUCCUAUACCUGUACCUGUCCUCUCGGAUUUUCUGGUAUCAAUUGCCAGACCAAUGAUGAAGAUUGUACCGAGAGUUCGUGUAUGAAUGGUGGCACCUGCAUUGAUGGCAUCAAUAGCUACAACUGUUCCUGUCUGCCAGGUUACACGGGUUCCAAUUGCCAAUAUAAGAUCAACAAAUGCGACUCCCAGCCGUGUCAAAAUGGUGCUACAUGUCAUGAAAAUGGUGAUGAGUACACAUGCCACUGUUCCUAUGGCUAUACGGGCAAACAGUGUACCGACUAUGUCGACUGGUGCCACAAGUCACCCUGUGAGAAUGGAGCCACCUGUACCCAGGUUAGAAAUCAAUUCAGUUGUCGUUGCGCCCCUGGAUGGACGGGUAAAUUGUGUGAUGUGGAAAUGGUCUCGUGUAGUGAUGCUGCCAUCCGCAAGGGAGUAUCCUUGGAACAGUUGUGCAACAAUGGCACCUGUAAGGAGCACGGCAACAUACAUCGGUGCUACUGCAAGCAGGGCUAUACCGGAAGCUAUUGCCAACAGGAAAUCAAUGAAUGUGAAUCACAGCCUUGUCUGAAUGGUGGCACUUGUCGGGAUCUGAUUGGUUCAUAUGCCUGUAGCUGUCGCAAAGGUUUCCAAGGCCAGAACUGUGAACUGAACAUUGAUGAUUGCUCGCCGAAUCCUUGUCAAAAUGGUGGAACCUGCCACGAUUUGGUCAACACAUUCAGCUGUAGUUGCCCUCCUGGAACGGCUGGCUUGAUUUGUGAGGUAAAUGAAAAUGACUGCAAGCGUGGAUCGUGUCACAACAAUGGAACCUGUAUCGAUCGUGUGGGUGGUUUUGAGUGUGUUUGUCCUCCUGGUUUUGUGGGCUCCCGUUGUGAGGGAGAUAUUAAUGAAUGUCUCUCAAAUCCUUGCUCCAACGCUGGCACCUUGGACUGCGUCCAAUUGGUCAAUAACUAUCACUGCAACUGUAAACCCGGCUACAUGGGAAGACAUUGUGAAAACAAAGUGGAUUUCUGUGCCAAUUCCCCCUGCCAGAAUGGUGGCAUAUGCUCACCGAAACAGGGUGGCCAUCAUUGCCUGUGCACCGAAGGUUUCUAUGGCAAAAAUUGUGAAUUCUCUGGCCACGACUGUGAUUCGAAUCCCUGCCAAGCGGGCACCUGUGUAAUCGAUGAUGGUGGCGGUUAUCGCUGUGAAUGUCCCCGUGGUACGGAAGGUCGUCACUGUGAACGUGACACCAUGGAUGAGUGUACCCCCAAUCCCUGCCUACAAGGAGCUGCCUGUGACAAUUUGCUAGGAGAUUUCGUGUGCUUCUGCCCGGCCAAAUGGAAUGGCAAACGUUGUGAAAGCUAUGACCCAAAUUAUCCUGGCUGGGUAAUGGAUCCUUCGCGUGGUCUACAAAACAAGUACUCCAAGGAUUUGGAAUAUCAACGGGAAAUGUGCAUAAAGCGAGGAUGUGAGGAGAAGAAGGGCAAUCACGUCUGCGAUCCUGAGUGCAACACCUAUGCCUGUAACUUUGAUGGCAAUGACUGUUCGUUGGGCAUUAAUCCCUGGGUUAACUGUACCGCCACCAUACAAUGCUGGCAGGUCUUCAUGGAUGGUAAAUGUAAUGAGGAAUGCAACAACGCCGCCUGUCUCUAUGAUGGUCGAGAUUGUGAGAAGAAGUUGCAGCCAUGUAACCCGGUCUAUGAUGCCUACUGUUCUAAGCAUUACGCCAAUGGAUUCUGCGAUUAUGGUUGUAACAAUGCCGAAUGUAACUGGGAUGGUUUGGAUUGUGAAAAUGAGGCGGAACCACCCAAUUUGGCUGAUGGUGCCAUAUCGGUUGUGGUACUCAUGGAUGUGAAACAGUUUAGGGAACAACAAGUGGUCUUUUUGAGAGAAAUGGGCCAUCAUCUGCGAACCACGGUGCGAAUUAAAAAGGAUCCCCUGGGCAAUGAUAUGAUCUUUUCGUGGAAGGGCACCCAACCCAUCAACGAUAUCCAGAAUACCGAUUUUGGACGUAAAAAUAAGAUUCUCUUCACAGAACGCAUUGGCCAGACCGGCAUACAGGUGUAUUUGGAAAUUGAUAAUCGCAAGUGUACCGAGUGUUUCUAUCGUGCCGCCGAAGCUGCUGAAUUCUUGGCUGCCUCUGCUUCGAAAUAUACCCUAUCCUCGAAAUUCCCCAUCUACAGUGUGAGAGGUGUACAAAAUCCUGGCGAGGAUAUGAUUGAAACACCCACCAAUGUGAAAUAUGUUACGCUGGGCAUAAUUUUGGUUGUCUUGGCCUUUGCCUUGUUCGGUGUCUUGGUGACCACACAACGUAAGAGAGCUGCUGGCAUCACCUGGUUCCCUGAGGGAUUCCGCACCCCCACCAUUAAUCCCCAACGUAGACGCCGCGAUCCCACCGGCCAGGAGAUGAGAAAUUUAAAUAAAAAUCCCUCCAUGGCCUGCAUGAGCAAUGAUGUGAACAUGAAUUCAGGGCACAUGGGUCAUGCUCCCCAAUGGUCGGAUGAUGAAUCGGAUAUGCCACAACCCAAACGGCUGCGUAACGAUCAUGGAGGCUAUGCCAGUGAUCAUACCAUGGUUACGGAUUAUGAGGAAGCAGAUAAUCGUGUUUGGUCCCAGGCCCAUUUGGAUGUGGCCGAUGUACGUUCCUCAAUCAUGACACCCCCGGCGCAUCAGGAUGGCAAACAUGAUGUGGAUGUUCGUGGUCCCUGUGGCAUGACACCCCUUAUGGUGGCUGCUGUGCGCGGUGGUGGCAUUGACAAUGGUGAAGACAUUGAAAAUUCCGAUGAUACCACAGCCCAAGUUAUUUCUGAUCUAUUGGCUCAGGGUGCGGAGUUGAAUGCCACCAUGGAUAAGACUGGUGAAACAUCCCUCCAUUUGGCUGCCCGUUAUGCCCGAGCCGAUGCUGCCAAGAGACUUUUGGAUGCUGGAGCCGAUGCAAAUUGCCAGGAUAAUACAGGACGUACCCCUCUACAUGCCGCUGUGGCUGCUGAUGCCAUGGGUGUUUUCCAAAUUCUGCUGAGAAAUCGUGCCACCAAUUUGAAUGCCCGCAUGCAUGAUGGUACCACUCCCCUGAUUUUGGCUGCCCGCCUGGCCAUUGAAGGCAUGGUCGAAGAUUUAAUUACUGCCGAUGCUGAUAUAAAUGCUGCCGACAAUUCGGGUAAAACUGCCCUACACUGGGCCGCUGCCGUCAACAACACCGAAGCCGUCAAUAUUCUACUUAUGCAUCAUGCCAAUCGCGAUGCUCAGGACGAUAAAGAUGAAACACCCUUGUUCCUGGCUGCCCGUGAGGGCUCCUACGAAGCCUGCAAGGCAUUGCUGGAUAACUUUGCCAAUCGUGAAAUUACCGAUCACAUGGAUCGCCUGCCACGCGAUGUUGCCUCGGAACGUCUACAUCACGACAUUGUACGCCUGCUGGACGAACAUGUACCACGCUCACCCCAAAUGCUGGCCAUGACCCCACAAACAAUGAUUGCCUCACCGCCACCCGGAAGCCAACCUCAAAUGAUUACCCAGCCAACUGUGAUUGCAGCCGGUAAAACCUCAAAGGCUGCACAAAAUAAGGCAGCCAAGAAGGCCAAACUCUUGGAGGGCAGUCCCGACAAUCUACUCGACAAUGGCGGCAGCCUCAGACGUAAACCGAGUUCAAAAAAGGGUUUAGGCCACCAGCCGGCCUCAAAAAAGGGAGCAAACAGCAACAACAGCAGCAACCUUACGGCAUCACAGUUGCUGAAUGGGCUGGCUGGUGGGCCGACGGCGCAGGGCCCCGGUUCGGUGGAGAGCCAUCAACAACAACAGCUGCUGGAUGCAGCUCUCAGUUCGGUGGAUUCGCCGCCGCCGACGGCGCUCACAAGUCAGCCGAGUCCCUACGAUGCCACGUCGAUGUAUUCGAACGCCAUGAACGGGGGCGGCGGCCCCAACAAUCAUCACAACGAUCUGCUGGGGAGCAACAAUGUGAAGCACCCACCGAGCUAUGAGGAUUGUGUUAAGAAUGCCCAAUCCAUGCAGUCUUUGAUACCCCAGCAAAGCCAUGACAUGAUCAAAAUGGAAAACUAUGGCUAUUCCAUGGGUUCGCCGUUUCAUCAGGACCUCAUGAAUGGCAAUCCCAAUAACAACAGUGGUUUAAAUGGCAACAAUGUCAUGGGUGGCCAUGAACAGGGUCUGAGUCCACCCUAUUCCAAUCAAUCGCCACCGCAUUCGGUGCAGUCGAAUAUGGCCUUGUCACCGCAUGCCUAUUUGGGAUCUCCUUCACCUGCCAAAUCACGUCCCAGUUUACCCACAUCACCCACCCAUAUGCAGGCCAUGCGCCAUGCCACCCAACAAAAACAGUUUUGUGGCAGUAAUUUAAACACCCUGUUGGGUGGCGGUGGCAACACCAAUGGCAACGGUGUGGCAAGCGGUGCUUCCACAAUGCAGACCCAGAAUUCACCCAACAGCAUGAAUUUCCAAACACCUAGCAGUCAAAAUUCGCCAGUUAGUUUGGGCAUUAUUUCGCCAACUGGCAGUGAUAUGGGUAUUAUGAUGGCUUCCCAGCAACAACAGCAGCAGCAACAACAAAUGCAACAACAACAGCAGCAACAGCAGAAUAAGAAUAGUGCAAUAUUACAAUCGAUGCAACAACAACAACAGCAGCAGCAGCAACAACAACAGCAAAUGGGUAAUAACAAUGGAGGUGGUGGCGGUAUCGAUUUCAGUUCAGCAGGCUUGGACUUGAAUAGUUUUUGUGGAUCACCAGACUCAUUUCACUCGGGCCAAAUGAAUCCACCAUCCAUACAAAGUUCAAUGUCAGCCUCAUCACCGUCAACAGCCAACAUGUUGUCACCAUCAUCACAGCACAAUCAGGCCUUCUAUCAGUACCUGACGCCGCCUAGCCAACAUUCGGGCAGUCAUACGCCCCAGCACAUGGUACAAACCUUGGAUAGCUAUCCAACGCCAUCACCCGAAUCUCCAGGCCAUUGGUCAUCAUCGUCGCCGCGUUCCGAUUGGUCAGAGGGUGUACAAUCGCCGGGUGCCAAUAAUCUCUAUAUAUCGGGUGGCCAUCAGGCCAACAAAGGAUCCGAGGCCAUUUACAUUUGACAAUGAAAGUAAAAAGGGAGUUUUCCACACCUACAGUUUACUCUCUAUGGAACAUGGAAGUAGUGUGGGUAUUUAUCACCACCAGACAGAUGGAUGUAUGGAUGAUAAUACCUUUUUGAAAUGCUAAAUGCAAAGAGACUUAUUUUAAUUUUAGGUGAAUAUUUAAACGAAAAUGAAGGCAUAUAAAUAAAUAAAUUUAAAAUACUUAGCACUGUAAGGACCACAUAUGUAUGUAGAUUAUUAUAUAGAUAAAAGUCGCCCGGGGUGCUCUGUUUCAAAAACAGAGUCCCGGGGACUGAGUUAAGUAACCAAGAAACAAACAAACAAACGAAAAAAGCCAUAAUUUGUAAGCUUAACAGACAGAUUUGCACGACGACAAACCAGACAGAAACACAACAUAAGCCUUUUACAUAUGCACACAUAUGUAUGUAUGCGGAACUUAUGAAAAAAGAAAUCAGCUUGAAACAAUGAAACUCAUUUGAGAAUCUCUUUGAAACUAACCAACAAAUCCUCGAAUACAAGGAACAAAUAUUAUGCACAGUCUCUCCCUACCCACAUUUCGUUUUGUUUAGCAUUCUCUCCACCCCCCUUCUUAAAAAAAAAUGCAAAUAAAUAAAUUGUAUAAAUAUUUUUGUUUUAUCAUUUCGAUAAUUAAGCUUUAAAUUAAAAACUAAAAUUAAUUUUAAACAUUUAUAUUUUUAUGAAUUCUCCAACAAACUGUAGAAGACAAAUUUCUUGAAAUUAGAAUCUUAAAAAAUUAUAUUUACAUUAUUCUACCACUCCCCCCACCCCCACACCCAACUCGACUACAUUAGUAAGUUUUUCAUUUAGAUUCGGUUUAGUUUAAUAAUAAACUAAGAAUAUUGUUUUUAAUUAUUACAAUUUAUGUAAGUGGAAUCUAAUUAAUAAAAUAAUAAAAAAAAAGACAAAAAACUGAAAACUAUUGCUUCCAACUCAAGAGGGCCGGCGGUUACAGCUGGCCAUUUACUUAGUUAAAAAAAAUAUCAUAAUACAAACAAAAUGCCAGUUAUAAAAGUAAUGAUAACAUAUAUCCUAAUAAGAAGAUAGUUUUUUUAAAUAUAUAUAUUUUUUAUAAUUUUUAUUCGCGUGUAAAAAGUAUCUCAAGACAAAAGAAAAAAAAACAGAAUACCUUAAAUUUUAAGUUUAUUUUAUCAACAAAUGUAAGAUUGAAACGAACGAAAAAAACGCCUUUUAUUUUGUAUUUUUUUCUUAAAAAACAUGUUGUAUAUUGUAAAAUUGUAUUUUGUCUCUCGUAUUAUUCCCCCAUGCCGCCAAUUGGUUCUUAAUUCAUUUAGUUUACAAUUUCUUUUUUUAAAUUGUAAGUUUUAUAAAACAAACGAAAAUGCCCCCAUCCCCAAGUAAGACAUAACACAUAAGAAACAACAAAACAAAUGAAGACAAAUUUAAAAAAUAGUUUUUUUCUCUCUCUCGAUUUAAUAAUAAUAAUUAUUAUUAUUUUUAAUUAAUAUUUAAUUUUUGAUAAUCGUACAUCUCUCUUUUUUUAGUGACUAAGGCAUUUUAUAUAAAUAUACACACGCAUAUGUUUUUAAUUUGCAUUUCCAGCCACCUAGACCCCACCCCACAAGACAGCCAAUCAAGUUAAUAUUUAUAAAGAAAAAGGAAU